This is a messenger RNA of Crotalus tigris (Tiger rattlesnake), 7166 nucleotides long. RefSeq names its product neural cell adhesion molecule 1 (gene NCAM1). NCBI's taxonomy places the organism in Eukaryota, Metazoa, Chordata, Lepidosauria, Squamata, Viperidae. Gene Ontology annotation, molecular function: protein binding. Gene Ontology annotation, cellular component: membrane. The record is from RefSeq and is a predicted model, not a curated record. The transcript has 22 exons. Gene Ontology annotation, biological process: cell adhesion. The coding region runs from base 398 to 3787 and encodes 1129 amino acids.
AACUAUUUCGGUGGCCAGUCUGGGUGGAAGAACACAGCGCAGUGCCGCGCCGCCUCCCUCCCAAAGCCGGGACAGCGCAGGGAUCUGCGCUCCCGCCCGCGUGCUGAGGCUGGGACUGUCACUCAUUCUCCGAUCAGCUCCCGAAAGCAGCUCUGAAGCCCCUGGAUAAAAAUCAAACUAAUUUGUCCCAGCCGACAGAUCAACGGGGAGACCUGCAGAGAUAGGGCGGUUGGGCUCUCGCGGGCCAUUCCGGACGUUUUUUUUUUCCUUCCCCCCCUUUACCCCCUCCUUCCUCCUCGCCUGGCAUCUCCUGGGUUGACCCGCCCAGGUUCCCACCGAAGGGGGGAAAGCGAGCAGCCCGGCAUAAGCACAUCUGUAUCUGCCCAUCCAAGCAUCUAUGCAGCGCAACUUCCGCGGCGGGCGGCCGGUGACCAUGCUCCAAAGCACGGACCUCCUCUGGACUUGGCUCCUCCUGGGCACCGCAGUCUCCCUUCAGGUGAACAUUGUCCCAAAUAAGGUGGAGGUGCCUGUUGGAGAAUCCAAAUUUUUCUUAUGUCAAGUGAGCGGUGAUGCCAAAUCCAAAGAAAUCUUCUGGUUUGCCCCCAAUGGUGAUAAGCUGACAACAAACCAGCAGCACAUUUCUGUGGUCCGGUCCGAUGAUUCUUCUACUCUCACCAUCUAUAACGCCAACAUAGAGGACGCCGGCAUCUACAAGUGUGUGGUCUCCAGUGAGGAAGGGGAGGAAGAGGCCACUCUUAAUGUGAAGAUCUUUCAGAAGCUGACCUUCAAACAUGCCCCCAGCCCACAGGAGUUCAAAGAAGGAGAAGAUGCAGUUAUUAUCUGUGAUAUUGUCUCCUCGCUGCCUCCUACGAUUAUGUGGAAGCACAUGGGCAGGGAUGUGGUCCUGAAAAAAGACGUGAGGUUUGUGGUGUUGAGCAAUAACUACCUCCAGAUCAGAGGGAUCAAGAAAAGCGACGAAGGCAUGUAUCGCUGUGAGGGGAGGAUCUUGGCACGGGGAGAGGUGGACUUCAGGGAUAUCCGGAUCAUUGUGAAUGUGCCUCCCACCGUUCGCUCUCGGCAGGGGACGGUCAACGCCACUGCCAACCUCAGCCAGUCGGUCAAACUGGUGUGUGAGGCUGAUGGCUUCCCAGAGCCCAUCAUCAGCUGGACCAAGGACGGAGAACUAAUAGAACGAGGGGAGGAUGAGGAGAAGUACGGCUUCAGUUAUGAUGGCUCUGAGCUGACCAUCCACAGGGUGGAGAAGAACGAUGAGGCCGAGUAUGUGUGUAUCGCUGAGAAUAAAGCGGGAGAGCAUGACGCCACCGUACACCUCAAAGUCUUUGCAAAGCCUCAGAUCACCUUUGUGGAGAACAAAACUGCAAUGGAGCUGGAAGACCAGAUCAUUCUGACCUGCGAGGCCUCUGGCGAUCCCAUCCCCUCCAUCACUUGGAGGACCUCUUCCCGAAACAUCAGUAGUGAAGAGAAGGCUUCAUGGACCAGGCCCGAGAAACAAGAGACCCUAGAUGGACGCAUUGAAGUCCGCAGCCACGCCCGUGUGUCUUCCCUGACCCUGAAGGAUAUUCAGUACACCGAUGCUGGGGAGUACACCUGCAUAGCCAGCAACACCAUUGGGCAAGACUCCCAAGUCAUGUACUUAGAAGUUCAGUAUGCCCCAAAGUUGCAGGGCCCUGUUGCAGUUUACACCUGGGAAGGUAACCCCGCAAACAUCACCUGCGAAGUCUUUGCUUACCCUAGCGCUGUCAUCUCAUGGUUCCGGGAUGGACAGCUGCUGCCCAGCUCCAACUACAGCAACAUCCGGAUCUACAACACACCAGCUGCCAGUUACCUGGAGGUGACGCCAUAUUCAGAAAAUGAUUUCGGGAAUUACAAUUGCACAGCAGCCAACCGGAUUGGCCAGGAAUCUUCCGAGUUCAUCCUUGUGCAAGCAGAUACUCCCUCUGCGCCUUCCAUUGAGAAAGUGGAGCCCUACUCCAGCACAGCCCAGAUCAAGUUUGAUGAACCGGAGGCCAGCGGGGGUGUCCCCAUCCUGUGGUACAAGGCCGAGUGGCAAGCUAUCGGGGAGGAAGACUGGCACACCCGAAUCUACGACGCCAAAGAAGCCAACACGGAAGGCAUCUUCACGGUCAUCGGCUUGAAGCCAGAGACCAUGUACGCCAUCCGACUGACGGCCAUCAACGGCAAAGGCACCGGGGAGAUCAGCCCCCUCUCCGACUUCAAGACGCAGCCAGUUCGCACCCCACCGCCACAAGGGGAGCCCAGCGCGCCAAAGCUCGAAGGCCACAUAGGAGAAGACGGAAACUCCAUCAAAGUGAACCUCAUCAAGCAGGACGACGGGGGCUCCCCCAUCCGCCACUAUCUCAUUAAAUACAGAGUUAAACAAUCUCCCGACUGGAAACCGGAAAUCCGUCUCCCUUCGGGCAGCGACCAUGUCAUGCUGAAAUCUCUCGACUGGAACGCGGAGUACGAAGUCACCGUCAUUGCAGAGAACCAGCAAGGGAAGUCUAAGCCAGCGCGUUACGCUUUCAGGACCUCGGCCCAGCCCACCAUCAUCCCAGCCAGCAGCACCCCAACAUCAGGACUGGGCACAGCAGCCAUUGUGGGCAUCCUCAUCGUCAUCUUCGUCCUCCUGCUGGUGGCCGUGGACGUCACCUGCUACUUCCUGAACAAGUGCGGCCUUUUUAUGUGCAUCGCCGUCAACCUGUGUGGCAAAUCGGGUCCCGGCGCAAAGGGGAAGGACAUGGAAGAGGGCAAGGCUGCCUUCUCGAAGGACGAAUCAAAAGAGCCCAUCGUUGAGGUGCGGACGGAAGAGGAACGGACACCCAAUCACGAUGGAGGCAAACACACAGAACCAAACGAGACAACCCCGCUCACUGAGCCAGAGCACCCUGCCGACACCGUGGCAGCCACAGAGGACAUGAUGCCGUCAGUGACCACAGUCACCACAAACUCUGACACCAUCACUGAGACUUUUGCCACUGCCCAAAAUAGCCCCACCAGUGAGACAACCACGCUAACCUCCAGCAUCACACUGCCAGACACUCCCAUACCCAAUGCCACUGCUGGGCCCCCCAGCCAGAGCACGCCUUCCAAAGCUGCCACGGCAUCUUCGCCUCCCCCGGCCUCGGCCCCCAAAGUGGCUCCCCUGGUGGACCUCAGUGACACCCCCACGUCCCCUCCGGCCACUGGCAAUCUAUCCUCCAAUGUCCUCAACCACCAGGGGGCGGUGUUGAGUCCCAGCUCCACCGCCAAGGGGCCCGAGGCUCCCAAGGGCCCUGCCGUUGCCUCCCCACCCUCAAAUCCAGCCAGCCUUCCAGCCUCAUCCGAGCCCAAGCAGGAGGCGGCCUCCAGUGCCAGAAGCCCAGAGAAGGAAGCCACCCAGUCCGGCACAGCAAAGAGUCCGACAGAGGCACCGAAGACCGCGGGGAGCCAGACAGGCGAGGUGGCCCCGGGGGGCACCAGAAAACCUCCUCAGAAUGAGGACUUUAAAAUGGACGAGGGGACCUUCAAGACGCCUGAUCUUGACCUUGCCAAGGAUGUUUUUGCCGCCCUGGGCACAGCGGCCCCCGUUGCCGAAGCCCCAGCCGUGGCCCCCGUGCCCACCCUGGAGACCUCGGCAUUGCCAGCGUCUGCCAAGACAGAGAAAAACGCUGUAGAAGAAAAGCCGUCAGUCCCCACCACAGACGCCAACAAGGCAGCAGCCCCUGCAGAAGUGAAGACGGUCCCCACCGAAGCCACACAAACAAAUGAAACUGAGAGCAAAGCAUGAUGGGGCACCCAGGCCAAAAGCAGAGCAGAUGGAAAUUUAAAAGAAAAAAAUGACAGAACAGCUUCACCUGAGCAUUUAAAACAGAAAAAAUACACAUCUCAUUCCUCUAGUGUCUUUGCCUUUUUUAAAUGAAAACAGACAAAAAAAAUGCAUACAAUGGGGAAAAUGUGUUUCGUUAUUGGGGGGGGUGUUUUUAUUAGGGCUUGUUUUUUUUUGUUUUUUGUUUUUGUUUGGGUAGGUUUGUAGAAAGAAUCUUACUUUCAUGUGCACUUGCUUUUAAGAGGAAAGGAACCCCCUCUUUUUUUACCCCUUCUACUACUACUUCGAGGACAGACGUCCUCGGUAGCACAGCAGAGAGUCUGUGCAAAACAUCUGUGCAGAGGUGUCAGUGAAACCAAACUAACUACCGCAAAUUUAGGGAGAAUCAGAAACAGAAUUAGCAAGGCGUGGUUGAGCAGAAUAGUACCGCCAGCCACAAAUCUUUUAUUUUUAUAUAUUCCAGCUAAGUGGAGAGACCGUUUCCUCCCUCUUUUUUCCCUGGUUGAUUUUGAAUUUCUUCUGGUCCCAAAGGUGCGUUCGUCCUCCCUAACUGACCCCUGUUCUCAUGUCUUGAAGCCUGGGGGCCCAGCCGCUCUUCGUCUCUGGGGGAACCCUUGGCAAUGAGCACCUCGGUUCAUUUCCCUGGGUUUCCUGGAAGAGGCUGCAGCUGAUGGCGCCCUUCGACUCCUUAGUUCUAAUUCCUAUCUUUGCAUUGAAGAAGGGAGACCGGUUUCAAAUCACAGUAUUCUCCGUUCGUUUGUUGGUUCUCUUCUGUCUUUGUGGGAGGGGAGGGGGUCCUUCUUGUUCAUUUGUUUUGCCAACAUUUUUUUUCUUCCAGUGUUUACAGUCAACAAAAUGUGUUUUUUUAAAACUUGUGUUUAAAAGUAUGUAAAAUAGCUGCCUUUUUAGAGAGAGAAAGAGAGAGUGAGAGAGAGAAAGAGAAAAAGAGAGAGAGACUGACCGAGAAACUAAAAUGCAGGCUAUAUAGAUAAUAGGUGGGCCAGCAUGCUUGCUUUGCAGAGGGAGACAUUUUAAAAUAUGGAUGUUUACAUAGAUGUUUUCCCUUUUAUCUUUCUUUAAUUAUUUUUAUUUUUAAUUCUUACUAAAGUAAGAAAAUCAAGUAACCCUCCCCUUUCCCUUGAUCCUUCUUUUGAUAGAGAUGGGUGAAUUAAGGGCCAGCUGGUCUCUUGGUCCAAGCUAGUUCCUUGAGAAACAUGCAGGAAACUCUAAGCACCCCCUUGAAGGAAGUAGAGUUUGGGAAGGCAGGAAUGUAGCCCCCCCCCCGAAGAUUUUACAAAGUGCUUGAGUUUAAGGGAGAAUAUCCCCACGUGGUGCUUAACCUACCCCCUAGAAUCCACAAAAGUUAACUUGGCCUGGGUGAUGCUCAAGUGGUUCCUUCUCAACCCUGUCCACUCGCAACAGAUUUUCCUGUAACCUUCCAGAGAGCACCUGGGAUGGGUCGCCUCCAGAAGAGCCGUGGGGACGUCCCUGAGACCCCCCCCCACCUGCUCUCCACUGAAAAAUAGGGAGAUUUGGAACAUUGGUAGGUCACCCACAUCCAGGUAGGGGGCAGCGGGGAGUGGCACCUCCUGCUGUUGAUAAACGGUUCCUUCCUAACUUAAUAUAUUUGAUGAAUUAUAUAUUGUGUUGAAUUUCAGGAGCCAGUUAAUCGUGGCUUGGCUUCGGAAGAAUAACCGUACUGUAAAUGCAAAUGUCACGAAGGCUGUUGGCCAAGUUGAACCUUGAGGGUACUUUUAUGGCCCUGGAAAGCAGCAUCCCUGGAGGUUUCUUGGAGUGCAGUCCAAAUGUAUGUAUAUAAAUAUGCCUAAGGCUAGGAUGUAAGAACUGUAAAUCUGUCUUAAAGAAUGUAUAGACUGAGGGCGCGUCUUGGGCUGGACCGGGCUGGCACAGACGCAGCCCGCCCCAAGCUCCAGCCCCCAAGGGUGGCCAGGGUCUGGUGGCGGAUCCGGUGGGUGUCCAUCCUGAUUCCUGGCCGGGGGAGGGUGAGAAGCCAUUCAGCAAGGGAUCCAAAGGCUUAGCUUGGCAGCCCCAGCAUUGCCCAGUCCCAUUCAAGACCUGUUUAGGAGAGCCGGUUUGGACUUUCCCAGAUCCAGGCAGUUAGAGCUGAGAUCUUCCUUAAAAAGCCAUUAGUGCAUCAAACGCGACCUUUGGCAGGGCGAGGGGGUUUUUGGCCAUUUGACCCCUUGGGGAAAGAAGCAGCUGGCUUAGGUAGAAGUCCCUGGUCUCUGCUGAUAGAGGAUGCAGUUCCUUCGGUUUGGGUGUCCUGGCUUACAUAUAGAUCCAUCCUCUCUUUGUAGGUAAAAUCCAGUUUCAGCCUACAGAGUCUUAGAUACGUAGUGAGACUCUCCUGUUUAAGGAACUUGCUGUGUUGGGAGGGAGCCGUGCAGUCAGUGGGGCCAAGGGCGCUGGCACUGCACAAUUUCUGAAUGUUACAAGCAAUCCCUUGUAGGACCAGGGUGCUUGUUUUGGCAUAACAAGAUGCUGCCUCCAAGGGCUGCAUCUGGCACAGGCAUGCUUUGUGAAAAGGCUCACGCGCAGACAGGUGGCCUUCCCUCCCCUGUUUUCAUCGCUCCAGGAGUGAAUGGUGUCAGCUUUCUCCUGGGCGCUAGCAGUUCCCUUGCCUAACGCAAAAACCUGGGCAAAAAGGGGUUUGCAAAAGGAGUGGGGGUUCUAGUUUGGAUCUACUGAUCUAGAACACCCUUAGGAAAUCGCCAGUGGUUCAAAAUACCCCAUAGCUGGGGUUAGAAUGCUGCUUCUUGUCAGAAUGUUAAGCGGACCGAAUAAAGCGUUCAACAGUCUUGACUGCUGUUUGCCGGAGUAGUGCUGUUUGAACCACAAGGGCUACUCCUGGGUUAUUGUAAGAGACUGGUAGGUGCAAACUCGGCAUUCACAAAUUUCUGCCAGGGUCUUGUGCCUAAAACUGUAAUUUAGCUUUUCAAAAAAAUAUUAUUCUGCAAAUGGGAAUGUGGAAAAAGGGAUAGAGAAGUGAAAAAGACAGCCCUUUUGUAAAAAAAAAAAAAUUGUUUUCAUUUUUUUUAAUCAUUAGAUCUGCAAGCUUGUGCACUGUGAGUGCGUGAAUAUCUUAAUGUGAAAUGUGUUCUUUGUCAUAGUAACGAUCUUUUUUUAAUCGAAGAAAGAAAAAAAAACCUUCAAUCUAGUUCGGAUGUGGAAAGUGUAGCAGGGAUAGUUUGGGUGAUCGAGAAAAAAAAAAAACAAAACCCGAAAGCAGACCUCUUGGGUUCAGGAGAUGUAAAAAAAAAAAAGAGCUGUUCUUGACCAGAGAGGAGUUCGUCUUUCAAUAAAUGUACAACCUGUGAAA